GAAAAGUUUUAUGACUUUUUCAGACACCAUUCUUCACGAUAGAUCUCAAAGUAGCAGCGAACCGAAAAGUUUUAUGACUUUUUCAGACACCAUUCUUCACGAUAGAUCUCAAAGUAGCAGCGAACCCAUACAUCAUUCACUUGGAAUAUCCAUUGGCAUCGUCUCAGACACCCUCAAUAUGGCGCACAAAUCUCACAGACAAAAGGUCCUGGCAGCUCAGUUGGAGCUUGAACCACCUACCAUUUCAGUCGUGUCUCCGGCCAAACGAGCUCCUCUGUCUAAACCAACACUGAGGGAUGAAUCGAUGGAUGUGGAAGACGAUGAAGACGUCUUGAUCUCGACUGAAGGUGUCGCUUCAACUUCUUCCAUUGGAGGAGGUCUCGGGGAACCAUCGUCCUCUGCUUCUGGUUUUGCACCUCUACCUGCAUCUGCUCAGAGCUCAGUGCUCAAGAACGAGUUCCGACGUAUCCCUAUUCCACCACAUCGUAUGAGCCCACUCAAGCGGGAAUGGGUGAAUCUCUAUACACCUAUGGUUGAAAUGCUUGGACUGCAAGUCAGGAUGAAUAUCAAACGGAGAGCUGUGGAGCUCAAGACUUCUGGUCACACUGUCGAUUCUGGCGCUGUGCAGAAAGGAGCCGAUUUCGUCAAGGCGUUCGCACUAGGUUUCGAAGUCAAUGACGCACUAGCCCUACUUCGUCUGGAUGAUAUUUACCUUGACUCAUUCGAGAUCAAAGACGUCAAAACCCUACACGGAGAUCACCUGUCCCGAGCUAUAGGUCGUAUCGCAGGUGAAGGAGGCAAAGUCAAGUUUUCGAUCGAAAACGCAAGUAGGACCCGUAUAGUUCUCGCCGAGACACAUGUUCAUAUUCUUGGUUCCGUGCAAAAUAUCAAGAUCGCUCGUGAUGCCAUUUCAUCCUUGAUUCUCGGAUCUCCACCUGGCAAGGUGUAUGCGCAUCUCAAAGCCGUUGGAGCGAGGAUGAAGCAGCGAUUCUGAUUGGCAUUCUGAUUUUGGGCAAUGUGAUAUCUUUCCACCAGUGUAUCAAACCAUGUAUGUCUAUGCUGUGCCCCAAAUCGCCG
Molecule: messenger RNA, 1077 nt
Organism: Kockovaella imperatae
Lineage: Eukaryota; Fungi; Basidiomycota; Tremellomycetes; Tremellales; Cuniculitremaceae
Exons: 6
Coding region: 11-994 (327 amino acids)
Cellular component (GO): nucleolus
Molecular function (GO): RNA binding
Source: RefSeq, a predicted model, not a curated record